Molecule: messenger RNA, 360 nt
Organism: Dibothriocephalus latus
Lineage: Eukaryota; Metazoa; Platyhelminthes; Cestoda; Diphyllobothriidea; Diphyllobothriidae
Source: the annotation of a GenBank genome assembly
AUGUCUACCUUCCAGUCAGCAGAAAGCAAACCCUUCGCCUUCCUCGAAAGAUAUCGCAAACAGGGUGGACUCUGCGACUUCACAUUCUUUGUGAAUGGCGUGUACUUUCGGGCGCACAAGGUUGUUCUUGCAGCCACGAUCCCCUUCUUCAGAGACGUAUUCCUACAGGGCGGACAAUGUGCUGAAUUUGAUCAAUUAUUGCAGUUUUCCCCCGAGUUACUAGAAACGAUAAUAAGUUUUGCUUACAAUGGAUGGAUUGAAGUUACGGAAGCCAACUUGUGUAAACUGUUGGACGCGGCUAAAAAACUGCAAAUGGGCAGUCUGAGUAUGCGGUGUGCAGAAUACAUUUCGACGCAGUAA